Messenger RNA from Nestor notabilis (Kea), 1161 nucleotides. RefSeq names its product doublesex and mab-3 related transcription factor 3 (gene DMRT3). The record is from RefSeq and is a predicted model, not a curated record. Lineage: Eukaryota; Metazoa; Chordata; Aves; Psittaciformes; Psittacidae. Gene Ontology annotation, molecular function: protein binding. The coding region runs from base 1 to 963 and encodes 320 amino acids. The transcript has a single exon.
AUGAAUGAGGAGCGGCUGGCUGAUGCCAGUGGAACGGACAAUGCUGAGACCUACAGUGACAAAGACACAGACCAAAGGAGUACCCCAGACAUGACUAAAACCAAAAGUUGCUUCACCCCUGAAAGCCCUGAAAUAGUUUCAGUGGAUGAGGUUGGUUACGCAGUUCAGAAAAACAGUGGGAGCACAGAGAGCCGUCCAGAGAGCCCCAAGUACCACCCGGAGCAGAACCACCUCCUGAUAGAAGGUCCCUCUGGGACAGUUUCUUUGCCUUUCAGUUUGAAAGCCAACAGACCUCCGCUUGAAGUCUUGAAAAAAAUCUUCCCUAACCAAAAGCCAACUGUGCUGGAGUUGAUCCUGAAAGGGUGUGGCGGUGAUCUGGUGAGUGCUGUAGAAGUUCUCCUGUCCAGUCGGUCUUCGGUGGCCAGUGGGGAGAGAACUACCACAGAGUCUGAUGGUCUUGUCUUGCCUUCCAAUGGGCACAUUUUCGAGCACACGCUGAGUUCGUACCCUAUUUCUUCUUCCAAGUGGUCUGUGGGCUCAGCAUUUAGGGUUCCAGACACACUGAGGUUCUCUGCUGAUUCCAGUAAUGUCGUGCCAAACCCUCUAGCGGUACCUUUGCAGCACCCCUUUCCUCAGCCACCACGCUACCCGCUGAUGCUGAGGAACACUUUGGCAAGAAACCAAUCCAGCCCAUUCCUGCCCAACGACGUCACCCUGUGGAACACCAUGACACUGCAGCAGCAGUACCAGCUGCGGUCCCAGUACGUCAGUCCUUUCUCUAGCAACUCGGCCAGCGUUUUCCGAAGCUCGCCUGUCCUUCCUUCCCGCUCCUCAGAAGAUCCUAGGAUCUCAAUCCCUGAUGAUGGGUGUCCUAUUGUGUCUAAGCAACCGAUUUACACAGAAGAUGAGUAUGAGGAAAGGUCUGAUUCUUCAGAUUCAAGAAUACUCAACACAUCUUCUUAGACUGACAUUCAACAUGUGAUAGAGAAGUGAUAACUUGCAGUGCAGCUGAACUACUGGGCCCUAAGAGGAGGGACAGGUACUCCACGAAACUCUCGCAAUUGUAUUAAAAAGUGACUUUGCUUGGUAUUGUACUAUAGCAAUAAAGACAUAACUUAUUUAAUUUCUUGCACUUCACUGGAUAAUGCCAAAUAGCAAUAC